UCUUUCAAGUUUUCUAUUCUCGAGUCCCGAGAUUGUAGAGAGAGAAAGAAACAGGCCUGGAGGGGGAGCUCAUGCGACCUCUCACACCUGAGCUUUGCACCUCGCUCUGAUACUACCGAAGCUUGGCCUCCAUUCCACACUCUUCGCCGGAAAAUGACGGUCUUCGGUCACUCCGGCGGUGGAUUUCUGACCGGAAAACAGGUGUUUCCGGUGGACUGCGAAGCGGAGGUCUCGCAGCGGCUUCUGGAAGCCUCGCACUCUGGCGAUCUAAAAUCGGCAUUGGAAUGCAUCGCCGAUCCGUUCGUGGACGUCAACUUCGUCGGUGUUGUGUGCUUGAAGGCUAAAAGGACAGAAGUGUUGUUGCGCGAUGAAUCGGCUGGUGAAGUUCGGGUGGAGUACGAGGAGUUCAAAACCGAAGUCACCGCAUUGUUCCUCGCUGUUCAUACCGGAAAUGUGGCUCUCGUGAGGAAACUGCUGAGCAUUGGAGCUGAUGUGAACCAGAAACUCUUCAGGGGCUUCGCGACAACAGCAGCAGUAAGGGAGGGCCACCUUGAGAUUUUGGAAAUCUUGCUUAAAGCUGGGGCAUCUCAGCCAGCUUGUGAGGAGGCUCUGUUAGAGGCAAGCUGUCAUGGACGAGCAAGAUUGGCAGAGCUACUCAUGGCCUCUGAUUUGAUUCGGCCCCAUAUUGCGGUGCAUGCUCUUGUCACUGCAUGCUGCAGAGGGUUUGUGGAUGUGGUGGACACUCUUAUGAAGUGUGGUGUGGAUGCAAAUGCAACUGAUCGAGUGCUGCUUCAGUCAUCUAAGCCUUCUCUUCACACAAAUCUUGACUGUACUGCACUUGUUGCUGCUGUUGUCAGUAGGCAGGUCUCUGUUGUCCGUCUGCUGCUACAGGCUGGUGCCAGAACAGACAUCAAAGUGAGGCUGGGAGCAUGGUCAUGGGACAUGGCUUCUGGUGAAGAAUUCCGUGUGGGUGCAGGGCUGGCAGAACCCUACACCAUCACCUGGUGUGCUGUGGAGUAUUUCGAAGUUAGUGGUGCUAUCUUGCGGAUGCUCCUCCAACACCUAUCCCCCAACACCCUUCACUUUGGCAGGACCCUUCUCCACCAUGCCAUCCUCUGUGGCAAUACUGGAGCCAUCAAUGUGCUUUUGAACUGUGGUGCCCAUGUAGAAUCUCCUGUUAAAACAACUGGGAAAACUGAAUUUCGACCAAUACACAUGGCUGCUCGUCUUGGACUAGCAACAGUUCUUCAGUCUCUAAUUGACUUCGGCUGUGAUUUAAACUCAAAAACAGAUUCUGGUGAAACAGCUCUGAUGAUCUGUGCAAAAUAUAAGCAGGAAGAUUGCCUCAGAGUACUGGCCAUGGCUGGGGCUGAUUUUGGCUUGGUCAAUAUCACUGGUCAGUCUGCCAGUUCAAUUGCUGUUUCAAACAGGUGGACACUCGGGUUCCAACAAGCUGUGCUAGAUGCUAUCAGGGCUAGAAAAGUUCCCAGAUCAAGCAGUUUCCAGGUUUUCUCCCCUCUGAUGUUUGUAGCUCGAGUGGGUGAUGUUUAUGCCCUGAAAACUCUUAUUGGACAGCCAGAAAUUGAACUUGAUUAUCAAGACGAUAAUGGUCUGUCAGCAGUAAUGGUUACUGCAAUCGAGGGUCAUGUUGAAGCCUUCCGGUUGCUUGUUUUUGCGGGAGCUGAUGUAAAGCUAUCCAACAAAUAUGGUGAGACUGCAAUUACCCUAUCAGAAUUGAACCAGAAUCAUGACCUAUUUGAGAAGGUAAUGCUUGAAUUUACCCUUGAAAAGGGGAAUCGUAAUGCUGGAGGGUUCUAUGCCCUACACUGUGCAUCCCGGCGUGGAGAUCUGGAUGCAGUUAGAUUAUUGACAAGCAGGGGUUAUGAUGUAAAUGUCCCUGACGGGGAUGGCUACACGCCACUCAUGCUAGCAGCAAGGGAAGGCCAUGGUAGUAUGUGUGAGCUCUUGAUCUCAUGUGGAGCUAACACUGAAGUUAAGAAUGCUAGAGGUGAAACCGCACUCUCACUUGCAAGGAAGAAUGGCAUGAAAAAUGAUGCAGAAUGCGUGAUACUGGAUCAACUUGCCCGCAAGCUGGUGCUGGGUGGUGACUGGGUGCUGAAGCACACAAAGGGUGGCAAAGGAACCCCGCAUGGCAAAGAGAUGAAAAUGAUGGGGGCUCUGGGGGUUUUGCGAUGGGGGAAGUCGAGCCGUAGAAAUGUGAUAUGCAGAGAGGCUGAGAUGGGGCCUAGUUCAGCCUUUCAGAAGAAUAGGCAGAGACAGGGUGAUGCUGAUGAACCUGGACUGUUCCGGGUAGUGACCACAAAGAACAAGGAGGUGCAUUUUGUGUGUGAGGGUGGGUUGGAAAAGGCUGAGCUUUGGGUGAGGGGGAUAAAGCUGAUCACAAGGGAGGCAAUUUUUGGCAAUCAAUGGGAGGCAUGAAUGAUGAGGAUUUGCUUCUAGAUAGUGUGUAUAGAUGAUGUGGAGGAGUACUUCAUCUCGAAGUAUUUUGAAUUUUUCUUAGUCAUUGUAAAUGUUUUGAUCCCUGUAGCUGUAUAUGCAUAUUCUCAUUCUCAUCUAAAUGGAAAGUCCUAUCUGCUUGAUUGCUUUGGAGCUC
Messenger RNA from Vitis riparia (riverbank grape), 2614 nucleotides. RefSeq names its product ankyrin-3. The coding region runs from base 154 to 2439 and encodes 761 amino acids. Lineage: Eukaryota; Viridiplantae; Streptophyta; Magnoliopsida; Vitales; Vitaceae. The record is from RefSeq and is a predicted model, not a curated record. The transcript is spliced from 4 exons. Gene Ontology annotation, molecular function: protein binding.